ACUUCUUCGAGGCACUUGAAGCUGGCCUCGGUGAAAAUGCGUAAGCCAUUGAUCGUUUCUGACUCUACUAUGUCGACUAGUAAUUAACCGUACAAAUUAUAGGGCUGAGCCUAUAUACGACGUCGACGUUAAGCGAUUGAGAAUGUCAUUUCUUCGUAAGCAACAGCGGGUUCACCCUGACAGCUAUGCACAGAAAAGCAGUGAAGAAUAUCAAUUGGCACAGACUCAGUCAUCCUAUCUGAACAAGGCAUAUAAUACAUUGAAGGACCCAUUAGCUCGAGCUCAAUACAUGCUAGCACUAAACGGUGUGGAAGUCGCUGAAUCCGAAUCUUUGGAGGAUCCAGAAUUAUUGAUGGAAGUAAUGGAGAUUCGAGAGCAGAUGGAAGAAGCUGAGACAGAAGAAGACAUAAAGAAGCUGAAGCAGGAAAAUAUUGACAAAAUCGAACAAACUGCUGAACAGCUCAUCAAGUCUUUCAAAUCCAACAACAUGGAAGAAGCCAAAGAGCUUACCAUUCAAAUGCAAUAUUGGGAUAACAUUCGCCGUGCAAUUGUGGAUUGGGCUCCUGGGAAGCGUAUUGAGUUACAGCACUAGACAGCAAUGCUGCAGCAAAGCCGUCGUGUAUAUAAUUACUAUAGACUUUGAACCCAAAAAAAGCCAUCUACCCAUGUCUUUAGGACUUUUUAUUAUGCACUUCCAGACAACGAUAGAUUACGGAUUAAAUCAUUAAAUACUUAUCGCUUGAAGUUGUGAUUUUCGGUAUCCCCAGUACUUGCUACGAAUUGGAUCAUAUUUUGAUGCAAGUUCAUCACAAAGCUAUGAAAGUGUAAUUGUAUAUUGAGUAAAAAUGAGUUGAUAACCUUUGUAACGCGGUCAUCACAUUUAAUUCCGAAAAAACUUACCUUUAGUGCCUCGUCAUUGAUUGAUCGCUCUUGCUUCUGAGCUGCGUGCUCAUAUAACAGUAUCUUUGUACUUAAUAGAUGUGGUGACUGUAUAUUAUCUUUACUCAAUUCAUCCAGGAAUGGUUCAAGUGUUUCAACAGAUUGCCCGCAUUUUCGCAACACG
Messenger RNA from Umbelopsis ramanniana AG, 1063 nucleotides. RefSeq lists its product as uncharacterized. Gene Ontology annotation, biological process: [2Fe-2S] cluster assembly; protein complex oligomerization. Gene Ontology annotation, cellular component: mitochondrion. Lineage: Eukaryota; Fungi; Mucoromycota; Umbelopsidomycetes; Umbelopsidales; Umbelopsidaceae. Bases 143 to 592 code for a protein of 149 amino acids. The transcript has 3 exons. The record is from RefSeq and is a predicted model, not a curated record. Gene Ontology annotation, molecular function: protein-folding chaperone binding; ATPase activator activity.